Messenger RNA from Mya arenaria, 846 nucleotides. RefSeq lists its product as uncharacterized. The record is from RefSeq and is a predicted model, not a curated record. NCBI's taxonomy places the organism in Eukaryota, Metazoa, Mollusca, Bivalvia, Myida, Myidae. The coding region runs from base 1 to 846 and encodes 281 amino acids. The transcript is spliced from 2 exons.
AUGGCUGCUGGAAAUUGUUCAAAGCUCAUUUUAUCCGAACUGGACCUCACAACACAAUUGACGAAGCUUGAGAAACGCACAGCGACCUUAGAGGCGGACCUCGGCGCCAUUUCCGAAGCGGCGAGUGAUCUCGCUGCCAUCGUCCGUAGAUAUGUGGACCGGGUGGAAACGGAGAGGCGGAGUUGGGAUUUUUUGGAGACAUUAUUUGAGCAGGGCUGUACAGCAAGAGAAAUACUGGACCACGUGAAAAUAUUCUUCAAUUUUCUGCUUGCCAAGAUGACGUCACAAGACGCUGACGUCACAGAUGUAAAAAUGUUAUGGCAUCUCAUGGACAGCGAGGGGGUAAACCAAGUAUACAAACGGGCACUAAAGUCAUUCGGGUUCAAUGAAAGCGAUGAACCACACGUCAGGGUUCUAUUGGCAGCAAUUUAUAAACUUCAGAUUGAUAUGGAAAAAGAAGUCAACACUAAUGAGUUUAAAUCCAGUGGUAUAGAAAACGAAAUAGAAGGUUACCUUACACUAAUGGAAACCAAGGUGAUAAUCAGCGAACAUAGACAAAGCAGUGACAUAACAGACAAACGCAUUCAGUCUGACGAUGAUAACGAGACAUCGAAAAGCGAAUUGUGUGGACAAAUGAAAGCUCCAGUUAAAGACAUUUCAAACAGUAAAAUGAGAGAAACAAACCCGGAACUACAUGCUGUAGUUAAGGGAUUGCGUGUCGAAGCAGGACUUAGAAAAGUAGCCAAACGUAUGGUUACCAUCGUUUCGCAUUCGUUACACGUUGGCGGAAAGAAAGAGUUGUCGGAACGUUCGAAUACAUCUCAACAGAAAUCAGACACAGCGUAA